AUGUCGUUGGUACGGCCCAAUGAGCUCCAUAUAAAGGGUCGUAUGUAUGAAGUCGCUGGUCGAUUGAGAAGGGGGAAAUCGGGUGACUUGGUUCUCCAGCGAAGGCUCAUGGAUGCCUCCACCCCAGCUGCUGUCCUCGAGAUAGUCCUCCCCAACGCCACCAAACUCGGCAGCGUCAACUACGCCUGUGCACUGCAUCGGUGCGCGGUGUGGUUCCGUAGUGGUAAGCGGAGGCCUUCGGGUCUCUCACAGGUGCCUCGGCUGGCCCUUCAGACAGUACGUGAUUGGCGAGCUCGAGAGGCUGCUACUAUCACUUGGGCUUUGGCUGUGACUCGGGAGCUUGACCACAUCUUGGAGUUCGCUAGGUUGUCCAUGUCGUGUGAUGAGGCCUCUGGAGGUGACCUUGCCAACGUCGUUCACAGUCUGACCAUAUCCGGCCUCAACCCUAGGCAAUGCACGGCGACUCUUGCUGUUGUUGCAAAGAGGGUUACUGCUAUGGACUUAUCCCACUCUGGUGUCAUCGAACCCAAACAAUUGGCCGCAGUUUUCUGGGGUUUUGUGAAGCUUGAGUUCACUGAUGACGAC
Perkinsus marinus ATCC 50983 is the source of this 585-nucleotide messenger RNA. RefSeq lists its product as hypothetical. The annotation marks the transcript as partial. The transcript has a single exon. NCBI's taxonomy places the organism in Eukaryota, Perkinsozoa, Perkinsida, Perkinsidae. The record is from RefSeq and is a predicted model, not a curated record.